UAGUAAGAAGAGUGACAUAGUUUGACAACAUUUUUGUAGAUCUCUGUUAUAUUUGGUUUAAUGGAAGAAAGCAGAAGUCUCUUAUCUACUUCUGAGUUCAAACUGUUGUGACACAAACACAGACGAAUGCAUACACACAUGUAUGUACACACGCACAUAUACAAGGUUUUGUGUGGUGUUAUGAUUGAUGGAUGGAUCUAAGGAGUUCUGGAAUGUGUGGAAAGAGAGAAAGCAUUAGAGGGCCUUUUUAGUGAAGUAAUAAGAGGAAACUUCCCUCAUUUGGAGAAAGAAAGCGACAUCCAAGUAGAGGAAGCACAUAAAACUCCUAAUAGACAUGACCAGAAAAUAUCUUCAUCGACACAUUGUAAUCAACUCUCCACAGUAAAACAUAAAGAGAAGAUUCUAAAAUGUGCACAAGAGAAAUGCCAGAUUACUUUCAGAGGAUCUCCAAUUAGACACACAGCUGACUUCUCAUCAGAAACCCUACAGGCUAGGAGAGAAUGGUGAGAUACAUUCCAAGUCUUAAGAGAAAAAAACUGGCCGGCGCCAUGGCUCACUUGGCUAAUCCUCUGCCUGUGGCGCCGGCACCCUGGGUUCUAGUCUUGUUGGGCCACUGGUUCUGUCCCAGUUGCUCCUCUUCCAGUCCAGCUCUCUGCUGUCGCUCGGGAAGGCACUGGAGGAUGGCCCAAGUGCUUGGGUCCUGUACCCACAUGGGAGCCAAGAGGAGGCACCUGGCUCCUGGCUUCGGAUCAGUGCAGUGUGCUGACUAUAGCAGCCAUUUGGGGGGUUAACCAACGGAAGGAAGACCUUACUCUCUGUCUCUCUCUCACUGUCUAACUCUGCCUGUCAAAAACAAAACAAAACAAAACAAAACAAAAAACAAAAACAAAAAAAAAAAGAAAAGAAAAGAAAAAAAACUGUGAACUCAGAAUACUACACCCUGCAAAUCUCUCAUUUGUGAGUGAUGGUGAAAUAAAGACUUCCCAUAACAAAUAGAAGUUGAAAGACUUUGUCACCAACCAUCCAGCCCUGCAGAAGAUGCUUAAUGAUGUGCUGAACACAGAAACACCGAAACAUGGCCAUCACUACGAAAGAAGGUGAAGGAAGAAAAUCUCCCAGUAAAAGUCAAAGGAAAUCCAAAGUAAAAAAAGUAAUGUUUUCGGAAAAAUGGCAGAGCAAAAUUACUUAUCAAAUUUACUUAUCAAAAUUACUUAUCAAUAGUCGCCUUGACUGUAAAUGGACUCAACUCUCCAGUUAAAAGAUACAGAUUGGCUGAAUGGAUUAAAAAACAAAACCCAUCUCUUUGCUGCCUACAAGAAACACAUCUCACCAACAGAGAUGCAUGAAGACUGAAAGUGAAAGGAUGGAAAAAGCCUUGCCAAUAAUUCUCGGAUUGUGGGACUCCUGGCUCAGCUGGAGAAGAUAAACACUGAAUCAGCAGAAUCGGAUACUGCCAGAUAUGUCACAUCAAAGAUUCUUCAUCUUGCUCAAAGUCAAGAAAAAACAAGGAGAGAAAUGACAGCCAAAGGCUCUACAGGAAUGGAAGUUCUGCUGACAACAUUAGAGAACACGAAAGAUCUGCAAACAACACUUAAUAUCUUAAACAUUCUUGUUGAGCUGGUGUCAGCUGGCGGAGGUCGAAGAGCGAGUUUCUUAGUUGGCAAAGGUGGUUCACAAAUAUUGUUACAGUUACUUGUGAAUGCCAGCAAAGAAUCUCCCCCACAUGAGGAGUUAAUGGUACAGAUUCAUUCAAUUCUUGCAAAGAUUGGACCAAAAGAUAAAAAAUUUGGAGUGAAAGCUAGAAUUAAUGGGGCUCUGAAUAUCACCCUGAAUUUGGUCAAACAGAAUUUGCAGAAUCAUCGCUUAGUUUUACCUUGUCUUCAGCUUUUACGAGUGUAUUCUGCCAACUCUGUGAAUUCGGUAUCCUUAGGGAAAAAUGGAGUUGUGGAAUUGAUGUUUAAAAUCAUUGGACCAUUUAGUAAGAAGAAUUCCAGUCUUAUGAAGGUUGCUUUAGACACUCUUGCUGCAUUGCUAAAAUCAAAAACAAAUGCCAGGAGAGCUGUAGACAGAGGAUAUGUCCAAGUGCUUUUAACAAUUUAUAUAGAUUGGCACCGCCAUGAUAAUCGGCAUAGAAACAUGCUCAUUCGAAAAGGAAUUUUACAGAGCUUAAAAAGUGUUACAAACAUCAAGUUGGGAAGAAAAGCAUUUAUUGAUGCCAAUGGGAUGAAAGUUUUGUAUAACACUUCACAAGAAUGCUUGGCAGUCAGGACUCUGGAUCCUCUUGUCAACACCUCCAGUCUGAUAAUGAGGAAAUGCUUCCCGAAAAAUCGCCUGCCACUGCCAACGAUUAAAAGUUCUUUCCAUUUCCAGUUGCCAGUUGUUCCUGUGACCGGUCCCGUGGCCCAGCUGUACAAUUUGCCCCCUGAAGUGGAUGACGUAGUAGAUGAAAGUGAUGACAACGAUGAUAUUGAUUUAGAAGCUGAAACUGAAAAUGAAAACGAAGAUGACCCAGAUGAGAAUUUCAAGAAUGAUGAUAUUGAAACAGAUAUUAACAAACUAAAGCCCCAGCAAGAACCAGGACGAACAAUUGAAGAACUAAAAAUGUAUGAACACCUUUUCCCUGAGCUUGUUGAUGAUUUUCAGGGCUAUGAUUUAAUCUCCAGAGAACCAAAGCCUUUUGUGUUUGAGGGAAAGGUACGAGGUCCUAUUGUUGUUCCUACGGCUGGAGAGGAGGCGUCUGGGAGUUCAGGCAGUUCGAGAAGAGGAGCUGCUGUGCAGGAGAAUGUGUCACCUAGAGGAGAGGAAGGUGAUAGGAAACCCGCCUCGAUGGAUGUUGCAAAAGAAGAUACAAAAGACAGUGGCCGGACGCUACAGCCGCCUCUUGGUGAUGAGAGCAGAACUGUUUCCUCAACCCAUGGCUUGAACAAUGACAUCGUGAAGGCCUUGGACAGGAUUACCUUGCAGAAUAUGCCUUCCCCAGCAGCCCCAGGGGUGAAGAAGGACUACAACCUCCCGCUCACUGUCCUCACGUGCACGAAAGUCUGUCCGCACGUGGCCACCUGUGGCAAUGUCCUCUUCGAGGGAAGAACAGUUCAGUUCGGGAAGCUGUGCUGUGCGGGAGUUGAAACCGAAGACGAUGAGGACACCGAGUCUAACUCCUCCGUGGAACAGGCGUCCGUUGAAUUGCCGGACGGGCCAACACUCCAUGACUCAGACCUCUAUAUCGAGAUUGUGAAAAAUACAAAGUCUGUCCCAGAAUAUUCAGAGGUGGCUUAUCCUGAUUAUUUUGGUCACAUUCCACCGCCCUUCAAAGAGCCAAUUUUGGAAAGGCCUUAUGGUGUACAAAGGACAAAAAUUGCCCAAGAUAUCGAGAGGCUGAUACAUCAGAGUGAUAUCAUAGAUCGAGUGGUGUAUGACUUAGAUAAUCCAAAUUACACUGUUCCAGAAGAAGGAGAUAUUUUAAAGUUUAACUCCAAAUUUGAAUCUGGGAAUCUACGUAAAGUAAUUCAGAUUAGAAAAAAUGAGUAUGAUCUUAUUCUGAACUCAGAUAUAAACAGUAAUCACUAUCAUCAGUGGUUUUACUUUGAAGUCAGUGGGAUGCGGCCAGGUGUUGCUUACAGGUUUAACAUCAUUAACUGUGAGAAGUCCAACAGUCAGUUUAAUUAUGGUAUGCAACCACUCAUGUAUUCGGUUCAGGAAGCAUUAAAUGCCAGACCAUGGUGGAUUCGCAUGGGGACUGACAUUUGUUACUAUAAAAAUCACUUCUCAAGAAGUUCAGUUGCCGCAGGUGGGCAAAAGGGAAAAUCUUACUAUACAAUUACAUUUACUGUCAACUUCCCGCAUAAAGAUGAUGUUUGCUACUUCGCUUAUCAUUAUCCAUAUACGUAUUCAACUUUACAGAUGCAUCUUCAGAAAUUGGAAGCAGCACACAAUCCUCAGCAAAUCUAUUUCCGAAAAGAUGUGCUAUGUGAAACCCUGUCUGGAAACAGCUGUCCACUGGUGACUAUCACGGCCAUGCCAGAGUCCAACUAUUACGAACAUAUCUGUCAAUUCAGAAAUCGCCCUUACAUUUUCCUAUCUGCUCGGGUACAUCCUGGAGAAACUAAUGCAAGUUGGGUUAUGAAAGGAACAUUGGAGUAUCUCAUGAGUAAUAACCCUACUGCUCAAAGCUUACGAGAGUCCUAUAUUUUUAAAAUUGUCCCUAUGCUCAAUCCAGAUGGUGUCAUCAAUGGAAAUCACCGCUGUUCUUUAAGUGGAGAGGAUUUAAACCGACAGUGGCAGAGUCCAAACCCAGAUUUGCACCCGACAAUCUACCACGCUAAAGGGCUGCUGCAGUACCUGGCUGCUGUGAAGCGUUUACCCCUGGUUUAUUGUGAUUAUCAUGGCCAUUCCCGAAAGAAGAAUGUGUUUAUGUAUGGCUGCAGCAUCAAAGAGACAGUGUGGCACACCAACGAAAAUGCCUCUUCAUGUGAUGUUGUGGAAGACAUGGGAUACAGGACUUUACCUAAGAUACUGAGCCAUAUUGCCCCAGCAUUUUGCAUGAGCAGUUGUAGCUUCGUAGUGGAGAAAUCUAAAGAAUCCACGGCACGAGUUGUGGUUUGGAGAGAAAUAGGAGUGCAAAGAAGCUACACCAUGGAGAGUACUUUGUGUGGCUGUGACCAGGGAAAGUACAAGGGUCUGCAGAUUGGUACUCGAGAACUGGAAGAGAUGGGAGCAAAAUUUUGUGUUGGUUUGUUGCGUUUGAAAAGAUUGACAUCCCCAUUGGAAUACAAUCUACCUUCCAGCCUGCUCGACUUUGAAAAUGACUUAAUUGAAUCAAGCUGCAAAGUAACUAGCCCUACCACUUACGUUUUGGAUGAAGAUGAACCUCGGUUCCUUGAAGAAGUUGAUUACAGCGCAGAAAGUAACGAUGAGUUAGAUAUCGAACUGACCGAAAAUGUGGGAGACUAUGAACCUUCUGCUCACGAAGAAGCGCUCUCUGACUCAGAACUAUCCAGAACGCACCUCCCUUGAGCCCCCUGAUAUCUCUUGACUAACCGCAGAGAAGAAGCGAAAUACCCUACACGGGGAAGCUGAGAGAAAUGAGUUUAUAGAGAACUGACUCAAAAGGACAAAAAGUAACUUGGGCCUAUUUGGUUUCAGGACAAUAAAUAUGUUAUUAAUUCGUGAUAAAAUUGGCACUUGUUUUAUUUUAGGUAUUCAAUGCACUUUAUAUAGCAUUGAAUGAUCAAAAACUAGAUUUACUUUUAAAAAGAAACCCGAGUAGCAUUGCAUGGAUUUUUUUAUCUCAUUAUAGUUAUGUCCUGCAGUGUGUCAAAAUAUGACAUCUGAAUUCUAGAGCUGUUGAAAUCCCUGAGUCGUUCGUGACCAGAAUAUAUUGUACAUGGAAUUCUAUAGCUGUGUCUGUGUAAGGUCGGGUAGAUAUCGAAGACUGUGCUUCAGAAUCAUGUUAUGGGUUGUGACUGAAAUAUUCCAAGCGUUUGCCUUGAAACCAUCACAUUCUACCUUUACCAAAUUAAGCAAAUAAAAACUCUAUUAAAUGCUGCAUUCAUUUCGUCAUCCUUUUCGGCCAGCUCAGGUGAUUUGGUCCAUAGCACUAUGUGAGAAUCUCUGGACACAUUGGUAAAUUUAGAAAAGAAAAAAAAAGCCCAAUUUACUACUCUUAAGUCUUUUAUGAUGUAUGGGUGUGUUUGUACAUAUCAUAAAAGAUGUAUUCGUACACCUCUUUUCCCUGAUGGUGUGUUUCGUGAGCGUCCCCUGAGUAGUGCUGCUUCUGAUGUGAAAGUCUUGGGGCUGCUGAUGUGAAAGGUAGAGUCCAGGGUGACGGCAGUGGAUGGAAAGUAUUUUGUGUGGCGAUAGCCUCCUGAAUUCUAGCCAUGCUGCUGCAGGAAAUGCCUUUGUCGUCAAGCGAUGGGCAACAGGUUUUGUUGUGACAAAACACACCCCAGAAGAUACUCCAGUAACAGGUCCUUGCCAAGAUGCAAGUGUUUGGGCCCCCAUCUUCCUUGCUUGUUCCUAGAGUAGAAUAUUUUUCAACUAAUUAGAAUGGAAAAGAAAUUCUAAACGUGCUUCUCAGGUUUUACAGUUUUCCAAACCAGUGAUUUUUUUCUUUGUACAACUGAAGGUAUUGCAUCUGUAGUGUAAGUUCUUUUUGUUGUCUUGGGAGCCGUGUUUAAAAACACAGUAUGGGGCAGCUGAAAGGCACUUACUUGUUAUCCAUCUCAGGAAAUAAAGAUUAACCGGGCUGGGAAGUCGAACCAGUUCUCUAAGUACAUGAACCUUAAUUUAGGAAAGAUCAGGAUACUGUAGCAAGGGAAAGUACUAUUUAUUUAAUUAUUUAUAAUUAUAAUAUUUUAACCUAUUUUAUAAUGUAAAUAAUUUACAUAUGUCAUUAAAAUCAUACUUUUUGCAGAGAGUAGAUUAUGGAGCCAUUAUACCCACAUAAGAAUUUUUGGCGGCUUUUACAGAGUUGAAAAUUAGAAACUAAAACCCAAGGUAGCCAUGUAUGUCAGGUAACUACAGUUACUGUCAUGUUCGGGUUGACUUGGCAAUUUAAGUUUAUUACAUUAGCAGUGUAAAAAUCUCUUAUUUUGUACUGUUGGAACAUUUUACAUUAAAUAUAACUUUCAGCAUAUAUUACAAGCUUGAAUAUACCUUUUUUAUUAAAGAGAUGGAAGGGAAAGUCUUUAUAGUUAAAAGAUGAUUUUUUUGUCAACAGUAAGUAGCUUUGGAAAAAUAAAAAAUAACUUAAUAUGCCAACUUUCCUAAUUAGGGCUAUAACUACAUUUCAUUUUAUUGGCUACUGGUAGCUAAAAUUGCCCUCAUGUUAACUCUGUGGCCUCAUUUUUUUCCCAAAGAAUGGUGGAGAAAAUCUUCAAUACCAUAGUCCUGAAAAUUAAUAUUCUGCCCUGCGCAGCAGUGACAAAGCCUGAUAAACUGAGUCUAAUGAUCCAGUUUAGAUCUUUUUGAUUCACCUUGCGUUUGGAACUUUGAAUUCUGUGCCUGGAAGCCUCUCCAAACACACAUUGCUGGUGUGUAGAUCAGGGCUGGGGCCCAAGGACCUGCCGCCUGUGCGAGUACCCAGCUGGUGACAUCAGUGCAGGAUGUCACCUUGAGGGUCACCGAUUGGUGCAGUCCAGGAAAUAGAGGCACAGAGGUCAAAUAAGGUCACAGGGCCACUCAGGCAGAGCCAGGGUCUCCUGACAACUUGCUCACCUGUUGCCUCUCCCCACCUCCCCAAGAGCAAGGACUGUGCAAAGCUUGAGAGUGUCUUGAAGUUGUGAAAUCUGUCCAGGCAAGGUAGAAGGCAGGACCCUUUGCUUCCCGUGGGCCUUCUGUCCUGGUCCUAGACUUGCUUGAACACAAGAAGUGGAAUCAGUCUAGUUUUUUUUAUAGAAACGUGGACCUGUCUGAAUUCUGGAGUUCUGCUCCAGGUAGGACACUGAGAGCAGUGAAUACGCUCUCUCUAAAUUAGCAGCACCCAAAUCAAGAUGACUAUGGUAGUUUAAGCGCUGAAGUGGAUGAUAAAUGUAUUAAUGGAAUUGUUUGCAUGGUAGUAAGUGACAGUAACGAAUCUUCAAAUGUAUCCUUAUCAAUCUUGUUCUCUCCUAGUCAGACCUUAAACAUUGCGAAGUAUUGAAUAUCGAUGCAUUUUUUUCUUGUUUUGGUGAAGGUUUAGUAGCUGUAUACAAACUCGAGUUCUUUCUGCGAGGAAAAACCUGUUGAAACAGUAUUUCUACUUGAUACAAUAGAAUGUCACUGUUAGGUAAUACUUCUCUGAUUAAAGUCUAUUCAAAUCCCUGCAACCUACAGAAAAGCAAACCUGGGAGAAAGUCUCUUUAACCCUCGAGAUGUCCCCUGUCAGCCGUGUUUACAGAGCACUCUUAACGUGCCUGUCCUGGGCAGCUGUAAGUGUGCAGUAACUCAGGUCUGUGGUCACCCCUUCCUUCCACAAAGUCCUGUUGACAAGGCAGACUCCCGAAAUCCUCUGUCAGAUCUGUUUCUUCAGAGCUUGGCUGAAUGUUGGGCACAUUGAAUGGUUAGCCUGUUUUUUUCCCCCCAAUUUGAGAUUGCCGACUAUGUAUGGCCCACAUCCAAGCAAUGGACUCUCUUAGCAAUGGCAUUUCUGGGGUCGCACGGGGACUCGGAGUUUAGGACAUGGUUGGCGGUUUGUGGAGUACUGUGGUGAUCUUUGUGGUUGUGCUUUUGUGAACACACAUACAAACCCCUGUGAAGUGGGCAUGGAUUUGUGGUACUCUGCUCCUCGAAAUCCUAGAUGACUUUAAAAGGUCAGAGGUGUAGCUCCAAAUAUUUUGCAAAGUUUACCUUUGUGGUGCCAGGUGUACAACUGUUCCUUUUAAAGACGUCAUUGAUAAAAAUGCCGAGUAUGAGGUGAACGGCUGCAGAAACCUGGUCCGAGUAAUUAUGAUGCAUGAUCCUGCAAAUGUUUGUAAUGUACUUUGAAACCAUAAAAAGAUCCGUAAGAAAUGGCACAUGUGAAGAAAUUGUAAAAGGCAAAAGAUGCUUGUUGGUGAAAAUUGAAAUAGAAAAGACUAGAGUUUAAUAAAAGUCUGCACCUUUGAAAAUGAA
Oryctolagus cuniculus (rabbit) is the source of this 8589-nucleotide messenger RNA. The record is from RefSeq and is a predicted model, not a curated record. Lineage: Eukaryota; Metazoa; Chordata; Mammalia; Lagomorpha; Leporidae.